Messenger RNA from Colossoma macropomum (tambaqui), 3010 nucleotides. Its product is annotated as zinc finger protein 239-like. The record is from RefSeq and is a predicted model, not a curated record. Gene Ontology annotation, molecular function: DNA-binding transcription repressor activity, RNA polymerase II-specific. The transcript has 2 exons. The coding region runs from base 230 to 943 and encodes 237 amino acids. Gene Ontology annotation, biological process: negative regulation of transcription by RNA polymerase II. NCBI's taxonomy places the organism in Eukaryota, Metazoa, Chordata, Actinopteri, Characiformes, Serrasalmidae.
AAGCGGAGAAGCAGAAGGUUGUGUUGUGGUCAGCAGUCCCCGCCUCCGCGGUCAUUCAGUGUUGAUGGAGAAACACAAACAAGAGCUGAACUGUUGAAGGAAUAAAUGAUGUCCUGUUUCAAGUCUUCUUCUGCACCUUCCUACCCAGCUUAAAUGUGUUCCUGGAAACACAUCUGGAUAUUCCACCAAGAGGAACGUUAAGCUGCUGAAACAGGUUAAAUACAAGACUAUGGAAUCCAAAAGACGCAACAAGGAGAGAAAUCACUACUGCUUAGAGUGUGGAAAGAGUUUUACUGUGCAAACUCGUCUCAAAAUACACCAGCGCAUCCACACUGGAGAAAAGCCAUAUCACUGCUCAGAGUGUGGGAAGAGUUUUACUGUACGCAGUACUUUACUAAAACACCAGCGCGUUCACACAGGAGAGAAGCCGUAUCACUGCUCAGAGUGUGGGAAGAGUUUUACUCUACGCAGUACUCUCCAACAGCACCAGCGCAUUCACACAGGAGAGAAGCCGUAUUACUGCUCAGAGUGUGGGAAGAGUUUUACCGCGCAUAGUUCUCUCCACCAACAUCAGCGCAUUCACAAAGGAGAGAAACCGUAUUACUGCUCGGAGUGUGGGAAGAGUUUUACUGGACAGAGUUCUCUCCAACAACACCAGCGCAUUCACAAAGGAGAGAAACCAUAUUACUGCUCAGAGUGUGGGAAGCGUUUUACCGCACAGAGUUCUCUCCGACAACACCAGCACAUUCACACAGGAGAGAAGCCGUAUCAUUGCUCAGAAUGUGGGAAGAGUUUUAUUCAGCCAAGUUCCCUCCAUAAGCACCAGCGCAUUCACACAGGAGAGAAGCCCUAUUACUGUUCAGAGUGUGGGAAGAGUUUCAGGCAGUCCAGUACUAUGAGGACACACAAGUGCACUAAGAGCAGUGGUGAAAAUGGGCAGUAAUGAGUGUAACCUUAACACAUUCCAAGAAUAAAAGUCUGCAGGGAACAUUGCUUCUCCUAUAUUAUCAUGAAAACAAUCAAAAGUUGCACACUCAAUAAGUUGUUUCACUCUUUAAUUUAGUAUAGUGUUUCUGUUGCAGUGUUAGAAGUGUUGAAGCCUUCUUUUGCUUCUUUGAUUCCUACAUGUUAACUAGUUCAUGCUUGUUGAAAUGAAACUGCCACUUUGUCUUUGCCUUUCAAUCUUUAGAUGUUUUCGGUAUGCUGUAUGUUUGGAGUGUUCUUACAGAAGACUAUAAUGAAGGAGAAACGACCCUGAAGACUGUAACAGUGAAGUACUUGCUGCGCUGGGCAAAACUGAACAGCUUUGUAAAGGAGACACAUGUACUCCUGUGUCCUGUGAAGGACAGCAAGAUGCAUUAUAUGGAGAAAAGUAUUGAGACACCUACACAUUACACCUACAGGAGCUUUUAUGACAUCCCAUUCUAAAUCCAUGGGCAUUAACAUGGUGUUUGUCCCCCCUUUGCAGCUAUAGCAGCUUCUACUCUCCUUGGAAGGUUUUCUAGAAGAUUUUGGAGUCUGUGGGAAUAUUUGCCCAUUCAUCCAGAAGGUUGGACGAGAGGGCCUGGCUUGCAAUCUCCAUUCUAGUUCAUCCCAAAAUUGUUUAAUGGGGUUGAGGUCAGGGCUCUGUGAGGGCCAGUCGAGUUCUUCCACACCAGAUUCACCCAACCAUGCCUUUAUGGACCUUGCUUUGUGCAGUGAUGCUGUAACAGAAAAGGGCCUUCCCCAAACUGUUCUCACAAAGUUGGAAGCAUACGAUUGUCCAUAAUGUCUUUGUAUGCUGAAGCAUUAAGAUUUCCUUUCACUGGAACUAAGAGGUCUAGACCAACCCCAUGAGAAACAACCCCAUAGCAUUAUCCCUCCUCCACCAAACUUUACAGUUGGCACAGUGCAGUCAGGCAUGUAACGUUCUUCUGGUAUUCACCGAACCCAGACUGGUCCAGCAGACUGCCAGAUAGAGAAGUAUGAUUCCACAGAACACAUUUCUGUUGCUCCAGAGUCCAGUGGCAGCGUGCUUUACAAUGGCAUGUUUAAAAUCACUGAGCUAUCAGUACAACCCAUAUCAAGACUGCAAGGCUGUGUGCUUUAUUUUAUCCACCUGUUAGCAAUGGGUGUGGCUGAAACACCUGAACUCAAUCAUUAAGAGGGGUGUUCCAAUUCUUUCUGUCCAUGUAGUGUAUCAAGGUAUCUGAGUGAUAUACUGGUUCUCUCUCCUCAGUAUGGCGUACUCAUGUCUGUUCUACACUGCAUAAAGUUACAUACAGGCCAGAUUGCAACUCAUCUAUGAACUUUCAGUUACUAUUUUGAGAGACUUUAAUGACUCAUGUUGAUGUUGUUUGUGAUGCUUGGAGAGUGAUUGUUUCUUGAGAAGGAUGCCGUGACAGGAGAUAAGGUCUUGUUUAUGCCAAUCUUCAAUCUGUCCUACCAGACAUGCUGGCGGCCAAUGGUACAGGAGUUGGAACUGGGUAUCUCCAUCACUUUAGAACUGGGUAAGGGGUGACCGUUUUGGGACAUUUAAGACGUUGGGCAUGACUGAGAGUGACUCUUGCUGAUGUUAUUAAGAUAGGCAUGAAGUACAUGUUGACUAAACCGAAUCAAUAUGACAUUGUUCAGUUUUGUUUCUGAACCAUUUUAAGUCGCAUUAUAUUUUUAUCUAUUUGUAUUUUAUAUUUGUGAUGUUGAAUCAAUGUGUAUGCAAUUCUCCAUCUAGACUGUCUUAUUUAUAUGUUUUGCAUAAAGUUAUAACUACUGUUAAGCGAGUGCUCACAUCAUACUUAAAGAAGGAUGUCAGUAGGCUAAAACUAAGAUCUCUCCCUUAGUUUUAGCCUACUGAUAUCUUUUAUUUAUUAAUAUUUUGUAUACUUAAGCCUUUUCAUGUAAGGUUAUGUGUGUUUGUGUGAACAUGUUAACCUGUUGAGAUUUUAUUUUUUUUAUUAUUUUAGUUAUAUUGUGUUUCCUGUAGUCCUGGAAAAAACAUUUUUUUCCUAUUAAAUUUUAUAAUCUAUUCAAA